This is a messenger RNA of Recurvomyces mirabilis, 1152 nucleotides long. RefSeq lists its product as uncharacterized. Gene Ontology annotation, biological process: protein import into nucleus. Gene Ontology annotation, cellular component: cytoplasm. The record is from RefSeq and is a predicted model, not a curated record. NCBI's taxonomy places the organism in Eukaryota, Fungi, Ascomycota, Dothideomycetes, Mycosphaerellales, Teratosphaeriaceae. The coding region runs from base 1 to 1152 and encodes 383 amino acids. The transcript has a single exon.
AUGUCUUCGGGACCCUCGCAGCUUCUUGUGAAGCGUAAGCGUGACGAGCCUGGACCUGACAAGCUGAUUCUAGAGCCACCGACCAAGAAGACCUUGACGGUGGGAGCGGCGGCGCAGUCGAAUGCGCUGCAGUAUGUGAGGGUUGAUAGGGAGUUGGGUAGCAAGGCGAAGGAGAGGCAGGAUGGGACUCGCGAUGGUGACGGUGUGAGGGGUCAUGGAGGGGAGGUGCAGGCACAGAGCCAGAGCAAGAGGGUGUUCCACUUGUCAAGACGGCAAGGUGAGGGGACUGUGCGUAGGAACCUACAGAAGAGGAAGCAGACUGGCGGUGCUACAGGCUCUAUGUUUGCCACAUUUGAGGAGAGCAGUGCGCGGAAUGCCAAGGCGCAGUCUCGACCAGGCAAUACUGGAUCAGAUGCUGAGGAUAGAGAAGAAGGAGAGGUAGCGCCUCUGAAACGACCAGGCAGGAGGUUGGCAGUCGCAAGAACUGGCAGUGUUUCAAAACAGCUUCAAACAAAUGAGUCAACGGAGACUCGUAGUCACGCGGAAGCCCUUGCCACGUCUAUGCAGAGGUUUGCAAACGAGGAGCUCGCCGAACCACCGAAGCAGAAGAUUACGAGCCUGCCCAAAUUCGCCACAAGGAGACGAGACUUGCACCCGCAACCAGCGCCAGUACAGGCCUCUGAGCCACGUAUACGAGAUGAUGAGAUGGAUGUAGACUCCGACGGCGACUACGUCUACGAUACUUAUAUCCUUGCGCCACCGUCCACAGAAUCACAAGCCAAUGGUACAGGAGCAGAUCUAGUUGGCGACAACGUUGGUUAUCUAGUAAUCAACGACGAGGAUCAAGCUCUAUGGGAAGCUUACAUCGAAGACGAACCGAGCGACAAAGACUGGGACUCUGACGACGCCGACUCGAACGCAGAAGACUACUACGGCGCUGACUAUCCUGAGGAUGAGCUCGCAUCGGACGACGAGUACGAUCGAGGUGCGUAUGGUUAUCGCAGGCACGGCGCAAGCGACGACGAGAGCUGGGAUGAGGAUACAGGAGCUUUCAGUGGUGACGAGGAGGAGGAUACGGCACCCUGGAAGAACAAGACGUAUGGCCGGCUUGCCAAAUCCGUGGGUGUCGAGGUCGAGGAGGAGGAUGAUUGA